CUCUUUACAGUUCUAGACUUUGAAAUUUUAGUACAAAAGUAUCUAAUUACUGAAUGAAGUUAAACGACUAAAUUAUCAACAGCUUUAUGAUGAUCGGAUGGAUACCCAACUUACAGGAACAAGAGAAGUUGCUCUACACCCAGGGUAUCCAACUCAAAAUAUGUCAUGGGCCACUUUUUGAACUUUAUCAAUGACGCGGGCCACAAACCAACAAAUUACGUUCAAAAUGGAUACACAAUAAUAACAUAAGAAAUCUGAAUAUAUUUGGUGGAACUACACUUAACUCUCACACCAUACAAGACAUGAAACAUAUUCAUGUAUAUUUACUUGUGCUGGAUAUUUGGCACUGUUUUGUAGCGGCGAUAAACUUAUUUAGCGCUGGUUUGAUAGUCUUGAGACAGCAUACGAAUGUUCGUCGUGUGCGGAGAGCUGAUUUGGUAACUGCUCGGAGCAAACAUCUAUAUUAAAAAAAUAUGUUUUUUUUUUCUAUGUAUUAUUUGCGAAAGUAUUCAAAUGAUGAGUAACAUUUAUCUAACAUCUUGGAGUAAAUGUUAGAGCACGAUUUGUUGUUUCCACGUUGGAUGUUCGCUAAUAAAAAGCAUAAUUAAAUCACAACUAGUCAUCUCAUUUAACGCAACGUACAAACAAUAUGGCGAUUAAGAUGAGUAAUCGCAAUUUGCUGUCAUUUAAUGUUUAUAGUUUUCAUAAUGUCAGAAUUCACAUCACGGAAGAUGGACCAUCAUUUCAUAACCUUAUGAGGAAUAUGAACCAGUGAGUCUUAUCCACAUAUUCAUUACUCAUCACACUAUAUCUCUCAGUACGACUCUAAAAAGUAAUUGAAGGAAAAAUCGAUAUGGAUUUUUAAUGACGACUUUCCUGUAACGGAACAAAGAAUUCUAUAAAAAGGGGACAAUACGCAUAUUUUGCAUCAUUUCACUUUGUAUAAACGAAAGAACUCAGAAGUUUUACACAUCUCAGAAUCAUGAAAACUGCAAUCAUUCUAGCUUUGGUAGCAAUAUUUGUUGUUAAUGUCUCAGGAGGAUGGAAAGGCUUUACACGGAACCUGAAAAAACCCGGUUCAGUAGCGGUUAAAGCAGGUUCUGUCGCGCUCAAGGCAGCGAAUAGUCCGACGGGACAAAUAGCAAUGGGAAGCGCAAUGAGCCAGCUCGGUGAUAUGCGUGCAAUUAGAGAAAUGGACGAGACCGAAAUUAGUCAAUUGUUUGACGCAAUUGAAAUGAUCAGAGAAAUGGACGACGAUAGAAUUCACACCUCGGCAACAUCCUAGUCAAUGUUUUCUAUUACCCGUUGAUAUUGCAAUAUUACAGAAGAUUACAAAUGAAAAUAGGGCAGUUUUGUUUGGCAUUUAACUCUGGUUUAGAUUGAAACACAUGGGUCAUGUGAAAUCCUCAUUUUCAGUUUUGUUUGGCAUUUCUUUCUGGACUAGAUAGCAAGAGGUGAGUCGCAGGAAAUCCUCAUUUCAUAAAAUAUUACGCUACUAAUCUCAGGAAAGGAUAAUUGAAAGUGUUAAAGCAGCUUCUUCAAUUCAAGAUUUAUUCAUUUCAGACAUGUUGUUAUAUUUGUUAACAUAGAGGGAAUUUCUUUCAAUUGUACUCAAUAAACAGUCAAUUUAUUUCAAAAUAAAGAAAAUCGUGUUUCCGCGCAGAAUUUCAAUUUUAAAAAGACCCACGUUAAAAUUUAAACCAAAAUUUACAAUGAUUUUUAUUCACUAUAAAACUUCUCGGUAUGAGGGUGAGAUAAAUAAAUACUUUUCCUAUAUUUUAUGAGAGCGGGUAGCGAUACGUCCACGCAAUUUAGCUAGCCCAUGCAUCUUAACACCAUUGUUUAUUCUUUGGAUAUGCGCGCACAAACAAAUAAUAACGAUGAAUUGUUUCACGGAAUGAAACGUCUCCAUGGCCAUAUCCUAGGUACCUAUAGUAUGAUCGAAAUUUUACAUGCCGCAAGUGGGCGAUAACAAAUUGAUUUCUAAAAAAUCAAGCAACACGAUCGUUUGGCCAUCUCUAGUAGUGGUUGUUCAUCUGUAACUAGCAAAGCGCCAAGAAGAAGAAGUUGUUACAGAUUGGAAGGUAUAAU
Messenger RNA from Styela clava, 2091 nucleotides. The record is from RefSeq and is a predicted model, not a curated record. NCBI's taxonomy places the organism in Eukaryota, Metazoa, Chordata, Ascidiacea, Stolidobranchia, Styelidae.